This is a messenger RNA of Aedes aegypti (yellow fever mosquito), 1833 nucleotides long. RefSeq names its product phospholipase D3. The record is from RefSeq and is a predicted model, not a curated record. The coding region runs from base 250 to 1752 and encodes 500 amino acids. Gene Ontology annotation, molecular function: catalytic activity. NCBI's taxonomy places the organism in Eukaryota, Metazoa, Arthropoda, Insecta, Diptera, Culicidae. The transcript is spliced from 7 exons.
CAUUUCACUUCAAAAACAAAACAACCUACUGGUUGGUAGUAAGGAAAGCAUAUUUUUGCCAUAUUUGAAAUUGAAGCAGUCGCCGAACUGCGUUUCUGUAUGUCGGCAGUGAAUAAUUGAAAACCGUCGUUGUUUAUGCUGAUUUUAUCACAGCUAUCAAAACCGUAUGGCACAUUUUAGGCACGAAAGUUCAUAGCAUCCGAAAAUAGUAUUUCACCUAAGGGAUUCAGGUAGAGGAAGAAGUUCGGCAUGAAGUUACAACUGUCGCUUGAUCCGAAGCAAACGGAUGCCAAAACGGAGCAACGAAAGGACACAAUGCAGAAGGUAAUCGGUGAUUCCAAUGAGAAUGAUGAGUUUCAAUGGGUAGAUGAUCGUGGUCGAGAUUGGUCACUGUUCAAACGGUGCCGUCCAUCAUGCAUUCCUAUAACGAUGAUACUGGUUCUGAUCGUGAUGGUAGUUUUAUUGCCACUGCUGGAUCACAAUGAGAAGUUUGCUGAUCAACGCUCGAGACAAAAUCGUCUUCGAAACGAUGUUUGCUCGGAGGGAUGCAACAUUCAGAUAGUGGAGAGCAUUCCGGAGGGAUUGGUUUAUCCCAAAGGAAGUCCUUCAUUUAUGUCCACCUACGAGGCUUGGAAGACUUUGAUCGGUAUGGCGAAGAACUCCAUCGAAAUAGGAUCGUUUUACUGGACUUUGAAUCGUCAAGACGUGUACAAUCACUCGAGUGCUUGGCAAGGGGAAGAUAUCUUCAAACUGCUGCUGGAGACGGGAUUGGCUGGCAAUGUGUCCAUCAAAAUUGCUCAGAGUGCACCGACUUCAGCGAAUCCAUGCGUUGAUACCGAAAUUCUAGCCAAUCGGAAAGCUGCAGAAGUACGAUCGGUAGAUUUCCCUCGCCUUUUUGGAGGAGGCGUUCUUCACACAAAAGUGUGGGUCAUCGAUAGAACUCACUUCUACGUCGGUAGCGCAAACAUGGAUUGGCGAUCGUUGACGCAAGUCAAAGAAUUAGGGGUUCUAGCUACGAAUUGUUCCUGUUUGACGAAAGAUAUUGCUAAGAUAUUCGAUGUUUACUGGGACAUGGGUGUUCCUGAUUCACAAAUUCCUGAACAAUGGCCGGAAGCGUACGCAACGAAGUACAACGCCAAUAACACCCUCUCCGUUGUGUUCAACAACCUUUUUAAGGUGGAUACCUACAUAUCGAGUUCUCCUCCUCCAAUGUCAACCAAUGGCCGUAGUCACGAUAUAGAUGCAAUCCUCAAUGUCAUACAGAAGGCCGAGAGGUUCAUCCACAUAUCAGUGAUGGAUUACGUCCCGUUAACUCUGUAUACUCCCAAAACACGCUAUUGGCCAAUCAUCGAAGACGCCCUUCGCAGAGCAGCAAUCGAUAGGAGAGUUUCAAUAAGAUUACUGAUUUCCUAUUGGAAACACUCCCGGGAAUCCGAGAACCAUUUCCUCAAUUCGAUUCAAGCGCUAUCGGGCUGUAUGAAGGGAGUGAACAUCGAAGUAAAGCGAUUCGUGGUGCCUGCUUCGGAGGAUCAAGAGAAGAUCCCCUUUGGAAGAGUCAAUCACAACAAAUACAUGGUUACGGACAACACUGCCUAUAUCGGAACUUCCAACUGGUCCGGAGACUAUUUCAUCGAUACGGCCGGAAUAGGGCUGGUCAUGUCAUCGAUCGCACCCAACGGAACUAUCGUCAGCGAUCUCCAGGCCAUUUUCGAAAGAGACUGGACCAGUGAAUACGCCAUUCGAUUCGAUUAGUUUAUUUAAAAUGGUUUAUAUACGAUCUAUGUCAUCUUUUACAAUGAAUUCGAUUUAAAAAUAAAUUAGUUUUUUGAGAAA